Messenger RNA from Anoplophora glabripennis (Asian longhorned beetle), 687 nucleotides. RefSeq lists its product as uncharacterized. The coding region runs from base 73 to 561 and encodes 162 amino acids. Lineage: Eukaryota; Metazoa; Arthropoda; Insecta; Coleoptera; Cerambycidae. The record is from RefSeq and is a predicted model, not a curated record. The transcript has 2 exons.
UUUAUUUGACAAAAAUCCAUAAAAAUGAAAAGAAAUAAGUAUUCUUAGAGAAACAAAAAUUGCAUAUAUACAAUGUCAUUAAAAACAGCGGCUGAUGAAUAUUUUAGCAACUUAAAUUCAAUAGCUGCGAGAUUGUAUACUGAUUUGGAAGAAACAAAAUCCUCAUAUGAUAAAUUAUGGACAACACUUUCAGAAAAGGAACAGCAGGAUAUUUUGUCUGAGAGUAUUAUUAAACCAGAGAUAUCUAUACAAUAUAGCUCAAAAGAAAAAAAGUCAAAAAAUGAUUAUGCUGUUAAACUGAUUUUUGAUGACCAUUGCUCAUAUCGAGAUGAACAUUCGGGUCCAUUUAGUUUUAGAACACAAAGCCAAAGAGAUCUUAACAUAUUUCAGACUGAUAAACCAAAAGUAAUCUCUGAAAAGAAGUUAAAAGUUACAAAACCAAAAGCCAAGAUUCCUGUGAAAUUUCAGGAAGUAGAACACAACCAAAAAGAUGAACUGCUGGAGGGGGAAUCUUUAAAUAUGUUGCCAAAGACGGGCCUCGAUUUUUUAGACAACUGGUAGUCAUAGUUUUAGUUAUUUAGCUAUUAAGAUUCACCUCAAAUAUUCGUUUUAGUGUAAUUUUGUAUAAACCACCAAUUUUUUUAUUUCUUCUUAAAAUGAUGUAUUAAAUAUUGGAAUGAAUUUGUA